CGGAAAGCUAAGACGACGCACAUAGACAUGAAACCCUCCUCUGAAGUUUUCUCCCUUCUCUCUCCUCAAGUAGCUCUCAAGUCUUCGCUGUUUUUUGGUCGGAGAUUAACGUUUGGUGGCUCCUAUAGCACCAACGUUGAUCUUCUUUCAGUUUAUGUUUGUUUCUUUACUUAUCCUCGCAGUUGCAGUUUACCGUUUUGGUAUUUUGUCGUCCGAUUUUAAGAUCUCGAUUAGUUGGGUUGUCUUAUGACAACCAAUGACUUUAUUGUGGUGUUAGAUCGGCUUUCGUCCAAUAUCGUUCGGCUCACAUAGUGACGAUGAUUGGUUUGCUUUUGACGCUUCCUUGCCACUUUGCUUUCGGUUUCUUUUAUCCGAUAUAGUUGUUGUUUUUUAUGAAUAAUCUUCAUGGUUAACAAGCUUUUGGUUUUCGAGAUUCAGAUUGGGAGAGUUUCUAAUGCAAAAUCUAUAUGAUUGACGAUGUAGGCUUGUUAAAGUUGUCUCUGUUAUCGUCUCUCUUCGUUCUCUCCGGAAAAUCUAUUUCUUUUGCCAACAUGGUUGCUUUGCCGUGUGGGUGUUGUUGAAAGUUCAGUUGGUUUACUCUCUAUGUUGAUGUCCUUCAGAUUUUGAGAAACAAUUGCCUGGGGAAGAUUGCAGAUUUGAUGCUGAAGAUUAUGGGUUUCUCUAAUUAAAAACCGAUGGACUUCUGUGCUUGAAGCUCUAGCGGUUUCCGGUGGUUUUGGAGGUGCCUUUCGUUGCUUAUCAAAUCGACGAUGAACGGCGAUGACUUAUGCGUCAUCUGUCCUCGGGUCUCAACUUUGUCGACGACUAUUACUUCCUUACAGGAAUUAGUUUUCUCUGGUGGGCUUUCAUUAAUUUGGGCAUGUGUUUAAAAGCUUAAUGUUGUGAAGAUGGAUGUCAAAAUGUAAGUGGAAGUUUCCACUGUUAUAUAUUUUGCAACACUAGAUAAAGUACAAUACUUAUGAGAAAAAAUAAAAAUAAUUAUAAAAGCGUUUAACCCGGUUUAGUUCGAUUCGGUUUAAUAAAGAGAUUAUCUCAAAACAAAACAAAAUUCGCAUAUCGCCGAUUAUUCAAAUCGGUAACGUACGGUCUCAUUUGAGAUAUUCCGGUGUGUGCAACAGUUACACCAAUUAAACCUUUUCCUUAAAAAAUAAAAAUGGAGAGAUUCUUCUACAGAGAGAAACCCUAAAGACCAAAAUAGGAAUCGUGCCUAUCACUCUCUUUCUCGAAUCAUCUUCUUCCUCGCGAAGAGACUUCCUUUAGUUUCUGUUGAAAUCUCUUAUUUGCGGUGAUGAACUUUGAAAUUUGAUUCCAGAAGUCCGAUGACGACGACGGCGGAAACUGGGCAAUCCUCUGGUUCGAAACCCUCUGAUGAUGAUGCAUGGGCCAAACUGGUUCCUCUGGACACCAGAUUCUCUGACAUUGAGAUUAGGUGCAAUGAUAUGGUAAUAUGCUCUGAGAUUAAACCGUCUUCCCUGGAAAAACAUGAAUGGUGCAGAAUAACUAAGAAUUUGGGUCAAAGUUCUGCCACUAUACAUAAUAAGAGUUCGGAUGCUAUACUUGUUGACAAGGCUGUUGUCCCGAAAGAUGGUGCUGUUGAUAUCAUUAGUGGAUCUGAAAUUGUUCCUGGCCCUGAAGAACAAGGGUACUUGCAGUACAGAUUUACAAUAAUGCCUGCUCCAGAAUCCAGAACCCAGCUAUUACAGAUUUCCAUAGAUCCUGAACAUGCAAAAUGCAGUAUCUGCUUAAACAUAUGGCAUGAUGUUGUCACAGCUGCACCUUGCCUUCAUAAUUUCUGUAAUGGCUGUUUUUCAGAAUGGAUGCGGAGAUCGGAGGAAAAACAUAAACAUGUGUUAUGUCCACAGUGCAGAACAACAGUACAAUAUGUGGGAAAAAAUCAUUUUCUGAAGAACAUACAAGAGGAAAUAUUAAAAGUGGAUGCUGCACUGAGGCGACCAGCUGAAGAUAUUGCAGUGUUGGACUCAUCUGCAUCGAUACAAUCAAAUCUUAUCAUUGGGAGCAAGAGAAAACGUCGAUUGAAUAUGCCUGCGCCCACACAUGAAGAAAGAGAUAGCUUGCGUUUGCAAUGCCCACAAUGUGUUGCUAAUAUUGGUGGUUAUCGGUGUGAACAUCAUGGUGCACAUCUGCAAUGCCACCUGUGUCAAGGAAUGAUGCCCUUUAGAGCCAAUCUCCAAGUGCCGUUACACUGCAAGGGAUGCGAUAGGCCGUUUUGCGGUGCUUACUGGAGUUCCGAGAAUGUUACACAAGGUGUAUCUGGUCCAGUCUGCGUUCGCGAAACUUUUAGACCUAUCUCGGAACGCACAAUUACAAGGAUUCCAUUCAUAACCCAUGAAAUGAAUCGCCAUGAACAAGAUAUAACGCAAAGAUGCAUUGCCCAUAUGGAGAAAACUGUGCCGGAUGUUGUAGCAGAGUGGCUCAGGCUUUUCAACAAUAGAGAAAUAGACCGCUCGAGAAUGCCUCUGAAUCAUGCUGAGACGAUAACUGCAUCAACACAUGUUUGCAAUGAUUGUUAUGAUAAGCUGGUGGGAUUCCUUUUAUACUGGUUCCGGAUAACACUGCCGAGAAAUCAUUUGCCAGCGGAUGUAGCGGCUAGGGAAGAUUGUUGGUAUGGAUACGCAUGUAGGACACAACACCACAACGAAGAUCAUGCUCGUAAACGUAACCAUGUAUGUCGCCCUACCAGAGGGAACCAUCACUUUUAGUCCGCUUUUCAUCUUUUCUUUUGAUUAUAUUUUGGGAUAUUCUGUAUGAGUAGUUAGAAACUGUUCCUUGAAUAGUUAUCAAAAUGGAUUAUUUUGUCAUCUGCUAUAUAGAAGAUGGUGUCGGGUCAGACCUUUAUUUCUGACAUACCAAUCAGAUCAACCGUUUUCUUAGCAAAUGUAUUAACAAUCUUAUGAAUUAGCCAUUUUGUGUGUUUCAAAACUUUCAAUUGCCAAUAAAAAUUUAACUACAAUAUCAAAAUGAUUCGUUGCGUU
Messenger RNA from Arabidopsis thaliana (thale cress), 3014 nucleotides. Its product is annotated as RING/U-box superfamily protein. Gene Ontology annotation, molecular function: metal ion binding. The coding region runs from base 1341 to 2741 and encodes 466 amino acids. Gene Ontology annotation, cellular component: nucleus. The transcript is spliced from 14 exons. Lineage: Eukaryota; Viridiplantae; Streptophyta; Magnoliopsida; Brassicales; Brassicaceae. The record is from RefSeq and is marked reviewed.